Messenger RNA from Mercurialis annua (annual mercury), 3480 nucleotides. Its product is annotated as disease resistance-like protein DSC1. The record is from RefSeq and is a predicted model, not a curated record. Gene Ontology annotation, biological process: signal transduction; defense response. The transcript has 6 exons. Lineage: Eukaryota; Viridiplantae; Streptophyta; Magnoliopsida; Malpighiales; Euphorbiaceae. Gene Ontology annotation, molecular function: ADP binding. Bases 208 to 3372 code for a protein of 1054 amino acids.
CUGUUUUUCUUAAUAAAACUAAUAGCUAUAAUGUGAAGGUUUCAGUUUUGAAAUUAUUUUUAAAAAAAUGGAAUUAGUUUUGGAAUUUAAUAAAUUAUGCUUUAAUCAUUUACAAUGAGUAAGAUCGUUAUCGUCGUUAUUGUUUGAUGCAGCGAUCAUUUCUAUGACUUUGUGAUAAUUAUCAUCAGGACAGAAGAAGUCAGCUGUAUGGAUCUUGUUGUCCAUAGCUUGGUCAUGAUGGCUUCUUCGUCCACUUGUCAAUUCAAUUAUGAUGUUUUCGUGAGCUUUAGAGGUGAGGACACGCGAAAUAAUUUCGUGAGCCAUCUCUAUGCUGCUUUACACCAAAAACAAAUCAGAACUUUCGUCGAUGAUAGACUUGCUAGAGGAGAAGACUUAUCGCCAGCCCUGUCGAAAGUCAUUGAAGGAUCAUUGAUUUCAAUAAUCAUUUUCUCCGAGAAUUAUGCAUUUUCUCCGUGGUGCUUGGAUGAACUAGUAAAGAUCCUGGAUUGCAAGAUGAACUUAGAACAAGCUGUUCUACCUGUUUUCUACCGUGUCAAUCCAUCAGAUGUAGCCGAGCAGAAAGGUAGCUUUGGGGCUGCAUUUGUUGAGCAUGCAAAAUUUCUCGAGGACAAGCUGCAAAACUGGAAAGCCGCUUUGACUGAAGCUGCAAACAUAUCUGGGUGGAGUUCGUAUGCCAUUAGGUCCGAGUCGAAACUUAUUCAGGAAAUCGUUGAAGAUGUUUUGAAGAAAUUGAAUAAUAUGUCUCUGUCAUCUGAUUCAAAGGGUUUGGUUGGGAUCGACCCUCACAUUGAUAAAAUUGAAUCACUAUUAUGUGCUGGAUUAACUGAUGUUCGUUUUCUAGGAAUUUGGGGUAUGGGGGGUGCAGGCAAAACAACCAUUGCUGAAGUAGUGUUCACUCGAUUAUCUUCAAAGUUUGACGGUUGCUGCUUUCUUACAAAUGUUAAUGAAGAAUCAGAAAGGUAUGGACUACUUCGAUUGCAGGAGCAGCUCUUUUCUAAACUCAUGGAGCAAGAAAAUGUAAAUAUCUGUUCAAACCACACUCGAGCCACAUUUGAUAAGUUUAGGCUCAGACGUAGAAAGGUUCUCAUUGUUCUUGAUGAUGUAAAUAACUUAAGACAACUAGUACCUCUGGCUGGAGAGCAUAAUUGGUAUGGACCUGGAAGUAGAAUCAUUAUAACUUCUAGAGAUAGGGAUGUCCUUAAGGAUAAAGUUGAUGUAACCUACAAAAUGGAGGAACUAGAUCACCAUGAAGCCCUUCAACUCUUUAGUCUGUAUGCAUUUAAGCAGGACUUCCCCGAAAAAGACUUUAUGAAGCUUUCGAAACAAUUUGUAAAUUAUGCUAAAGGAAAUCCAUUAGGUCUAAGAGUACUAGGUUCAUUUCUUCAUCAAAGGAACAUCAUGGAAUGGGAAAGUGCACUUCGUAAACUAGAAAAAAACGUCAGCCAAGAGAUUCAAAAUGUAUUAAAAGUAAGCUAUGAUGGAUUGGAUGAUGAAGAGAAGGGCGUCUUUCUAGAUAUUGCAUGUUUCUUUAAUGGGGACAAUAGAGAUGCUGUAGCAAGAAUUCUGAAUGGAAGCUUCUCUGCAGAUAUUGCAUUAAGUGUCCUUGUCAGUAGGUCUCUUCUAACAAUAUCGAACAACAAGUUACAUGUUCAUAACUUAUUGCAGCAAAUGGGUUGGGAAAUUGUUCGCCAGGAAUCUGUUAAAGAGCCAGGCAGACGUACCAGGUUGUGGACUUCUGAAGAUGUUCAUCAUGUAUUGACAAAAAAUACGGGAACUGAAGCAAUUGAAGGCAUAUACCUUGACAUGUCCAAAAGCAGAAAGAUAUUUCCAAGUUCAAAAGCCUUGGAAAGGAUGCAUAAUUUGAGAUUGCUCAAAUUUUAUCAUUCUUUUUCUCCCAUAGCAAUGUGUAGCAAAGUGUACCUUACAGAAGGUCUUGCAUCUCUUCCCGACAAGUUAACUUGUCUCCACUGGAACGGCUACCCUUUAAAGUCUUUGCCAUUCAAUUUUAAUGCUGAAUAUCUUGUUGAACUUAGCCUGCCCUACAGUCGUGUUGAAUUUCUUUGGGAGGCCAGCCAGUGUCUACAAAAGUUGAGCUCAAUUGACCUUAGUCACUCUUGUCAACUUAUCAGACUACCAGAGUUCUCAAAGGCCUUAAACCUUGAAUGUAUUAAUCUUGAAGGAUGUGUGAGUUUAGUUGAGCUGCCAUCGUCUAUCGAACGUCUCACAAAGCUUAAUGUCCUAAACCUAAAAGGUUGCAAAGAACUUAAGAGAAUUCCAAGCUGUCUUAGCUUGCAAGCUCUUAGGAAACUGAAUCUCUCUGCGUGUUCGGGUCUAAAUCACUGUCCUCAAAUUCCUAGCAAUGUCGAAGACUUAAAUCUGGACGGAACUGGCAUAGAAGAAUUGCCUGCCUCAAUUGAGGAUCUCCAUGUACUUACUUUUUGGAGUAUGGAUACCUGCAAAAGGCUUAAAAACCUUCCAAGAGAUAUCUAUAAGUUGGUCUCUCUUAAGUAUCUUUCUCUUGCUGGCUGCUUAAUGCUUGAUAAUAUACCCAUCGGGAUCAAACAGCUUUCUCAGCUACAAAAGCUCAACAUAAGUGGUUGUGAGGCGCUUAAACGUUUGCCAGAACUGCCAUUGAAUCUCAGAUUUUUAAAUGCCAACAGUUGCAUCUCACUGGAAACAGUUUCAUUACCAUCUACAGUGUCUCCGGAAGCACUCAGAUAUCAUAAUAGUCAGAUAUUUUGUUUUACGAAUUGUCAGAAAUUGGAUCAGAAUUCAUACAGCCUUCUUGCAGCUGAUGCACAGAAGACUAUACAGUACACUGCAACAGCAGCAGUGAAAAACAAUUACCAGGAAAUUCAUUCCUUGCCAUCAGUUAAUUUUUGUUUCCCCGGAACAAAGAUUCCGAACUGGCUUGGCUAUAGGGACGAUGGAUCUUCAAUAACCGUCAAGUUGCAUCCUGACUGGCAUAAAUGUCCUGCCGAGUUUCUGGGUUUUGCAGUAGGCUGUGUCGUUGAAUUCACACACUAUGUAGAUAUCAAUAACAUUUAUGUCAUAUGUGAAUGCAAUUUUAGGACCAGUCAGGAUGAUCAUCUUGUUGUUAAUUGCUUUCUGAAAGGUCUAAACAAUGGCAAUGAUGAUUUGAACUUUGUAAGAUCACAUCAUGUGUACAUCGGGUAUGAUUUUGGUUCAUAUCUUAGGGCAGUUAAAGGAACAUAUCCUGAGAGCUUGUAUCACUACAAGGAGGUGACGUUCAAAUUCUAUGCAAAAAAGGCGUUAGGGCACACUGUUGCCUGGCGGAAAGUGGAUAAAUGUGGCGUGCAUCUAUUAUAUGCUCAGGAUAAUAUGUGCUGAUGAAUAAGUUUGUUCAGAAACUAAUCGCUAGUAGCAGACAGAGGUUAGUACUGCAUAAGCUCUUUCAAAUGAAAAGUUUUAAGUGAUGAGUUCAUAAUAUUUUCUGGA